Messenger RNA from Acanthochromis polyacanthus (spiny chromis), 409 nucleotides. RefSeq names its product alpha-enolase-like. The record is from RefSeq and is a predicted model, not a curated record. Gene Ontology annotation, cellular component: phosphopyruvate hydratase complex. NCBI's taxonomy places the organism in Eukaryota, Metazoa, Chordata, Actinopteri, Pomacentridae. The transcript has a single exon. Bases 1 to 363 code for a protein of 120 amino acids. Gene Ontology annotation, biological process: glycolytic process. Gene Ontology annotation, molecular function: magnesium ion binding; phosphopyruvate hydratase activity.
AUGGCUUCAAACCCACAGAUCCUCACCGUCACCAACCCCAAACGCAUCGCCAAGGGUGUGGCCGAGAAGUCCUGCAACUGCCUGCUGCUCAAAGUCAACCAGAUUGGCUCGGUCACAGAGUCCCUGCAGGCCUGCAAGAUGGCUCAGAGCAACGGCUGGGGUGUGAUGGUCCGCCAACGCUCUGGAGAGACUGAGGACACCUUCAUCGCUGACCUUGUAGUUGGCCUCUGCACUGGACAGAUCAAGACAGGUGCACCUUGCCGAUCUGAGCGUCUGGCCAAGUACAACCAGCUUCUCAGGAUUGAGGAGGAGCUCGGCGCCGAGGCCCGUUUUGCCGGCCAGAACUUCAGGCACCCCAUCUGAGCGGAUUCUUCCUCUUUGGGUCUCGGUGUGUUCAUUGCUCUUAAUU